Messenger RNA from Andrographis paniculata, 2033 nucleotides. RefSeq names its product peptidyl-prolyl cis-trans isomerase FKBP62-like. NCBI's taxonomy places the organism in Eukaryota, Viridiplantae, Streptophyta, Magnoliopsida, Lamiales, Acanthaceae. Gene Ontology annotation, molecular function: protein binding; peptidyl-prolyl cis-trans isomerase activity. The record is from RefSeq and is a predicted model, not a curated record. The transcript is spliced from 12 exons. The coding region runs from base 164 to 1849 and encodes 561 amino acids.
GCAGUCUAUACGAUGCGUUCGUAGAACUCUCGAGAAUUCUCCCCACGCUAUAAAAUCUCCAACGGCCAAAGCCAAACCUUAACUGCUCGGUGCAGAAGAUCGAUUCGCGUUUGCAUUCGUCAUUUGACUGAUUCCUGUCUGUUUGAGCUGUGAGAGGUUUGAAAUGGAGGACGAUUUUGAUAUUCCGCCGGCGGAGGGGUUGGAUGAUGGCAUGGAUCUUCCGGAGGAGAGCGCUUACAUGAAGGUCGGGGAGGAGAAGGAGAUCGGUGCGCAGGGUUUGAAGAAGAAGCUUGUUAAGGAAGGGGAAGGCUGGGACACUCCUGAAAAUGGCGAUGAAGUCGAAGUUCACUAUACUGGAAAGCUGCUUGAUGGUACCAAAUUUGAUUCGAGUCGUGAUAGGGAAAAGCCAUUCUCGUUCACUCUCGGCCAAGGACAAGUGAUUAAAGGAUGGGACGAAGGUAUCAAAACAAUGAAGAAGGGCGAAAAUGCCGUCUUCACCAUACCACCGGAAUUGGCAUAUGGUGAAUCCGGUGCUCCUCCGACAAUACCUCCCAACGCCACCCUACAGUUUAACGUCGAGUUACUAUCCUGGGCGAGUGUCAAAGACAUUUGUAAGGACGGCGGUAUAUUCAAGAAGAUUGUCAAAGAGGGAGAGAAAUGGGAGAAUCCGAAGGAUCCUGAUGAAGUGUUGGUCAAAUAUGAAGCGAAGUUGGAGGAUGGAACUGUUAUUUCCAGAUCAGAUGGCGUCGAAUUCACUGUCCAAGAAGGUUAUUUCUGCCCGGCCCUGUCGAAGGCCGUGAAGACAAUGAAGAAAGGCGAAAAAGUCCUACUAACUGUUAAGCCACAAUAUGGUUUCGGUGAAAGAGGAAGGGCUGCCUCGGAAGAUGAAGGGGCUAUUCCAGAAAAUGCUACCCUCAACAUUUACCUGGAGCUCGUGUCCUGGAAGACAGUUUCGAACGUUACAGACGACAAGAAAGUCGUAAAGAAGAUACUUAAAGAAGGGGAGGGAUACGAGCGCCCUAACGAUGGAGCUGUCGUUAAAUUGAAAUUGAUCGGGAAGCUGCAAGACGGGACUGUGUUCGUCAAGAAAGGCCACAGUGACAACGAGGACGAGCUAUUUGAAUUCAAGAUAGACGAAGAGCAAGUUGUCGAAGGAUUAGACCGAGCUGUGGCAACUAUGAAGAAGGGCGAGACAGCACUGUUGACAAUUGCUCCCGAGUACGCAUUCGGCUCAUCCGAAACUAAACAAGACUUGGCUGUCGUUCCGCCGAAUUCGACAAUAUACUACAACGUGGAACUUGUCUCUUUUGUUAAGGAAAAAGAAUCGUGGGAUAUGAACACGGAGGAGAAGAUCGAAGCUGCCGGAAAGAAGAAGGAAGAAGGGAAUGCUCUGUUCAAGGCUGGGAAGUAUACACGAGCCGCGAAACGCUACGAGAAGGCUGCGAAGUACAUUGAAUACGACACAUCGUUUGGUGAGGAGGAGAAGAAACAGUCGAAGGCUCUCAAGGUAACAUGCAACCUGAACAAUGCUGCUUGCAAGUUGAAGCUGAAAGAUUAUAAGCAGGCGGAGAAGCUCUGCAGCAAGGUAUUGGAGGUGGAGAGUACAAACGUGAAGGCACUGUACAGAAGAGCACAAGCGUAUAUGAACAUGGGGGAUUUGGAUUUGGCUGAGUUUGACAUUAAAAAAGCACUCGAAAUUGACCCCGACAACAGGGAUUUGAAAGUAGAGUACAAAAUAUUGAAGGAAAAGGUGAGGGAGCACAACAAGAAGGAUGCCAAGUUCUACGGCAACAUGUUUGCAAAGCUCAACAAAAUUCAGCAGCCGAGGACCAUUGACAGCAAAGCUUAACCAACACAUUUCACCUCAUUAAUCAAUGUAAGAAAUUCCUCGAUCUAAUAUUUUAAUAAUUUCUUCUUCACAUUUUUGGAUCGAGAUUUUGAUUUUCUAAUAAAAUUGGAUGGAUGGGUGGGUGGUAGAUUUUCUGUAGACCCCUUUUUUAUAUCCAAAUUAAGGAUCUUCUUCGUUUUGCUCU